UUUUUAAUAUUUGCGUUCUUUUUUCUCAGUUGCCUGCCUUCCUCUCUGAAAGUUCUUCACCCGAAAGUUCCAUUUUCAACAGAGCACAGUGCGUAGUUCAGACUCGAUAUAACGACAUUUUUGUGGGGUCCAAACAAUCCCCCCUACCAUUCUUGUACACCUCCUUGACAAUGCCGUGCUGGGUUUCACCAAAACCAUUCCCAACAAACUCCUCCUCACCAACUACAACUUUUUGCAUUUAUCCCAUACUUCGUGUUCUGUGUUCUUAGAUUGGCUUUGUCGUGAAUGGCUCUUAAAGGUGCAGCUCCCUGGGUUUGCGCCAGAAAUCCUUCUUCUGAUCUCGGGACCUCAGAUUUGGGUUCUAGGAAUUCUGGGGCCGCUUCGAUCAGUUUUAAGUUCGAUUUGGAAAAGUUUAGCCGGGAAUGUUGUCGUCUGGAUGCUUUGACUCGGCAAGCUACCACUCCUGUGGAAGAUGAGAAGCCGCGUGUGCCUGGGGUUGAGUCAUCAGGGGCCAUUGCGCGAACUCGGGGCAAUGAAUCCAGGGGUCUUCACAAGGAUUUGAACCUUCUACCUAAACCAUUAUCCGCAAAUGGCCUCACUUCUUCUCCAAGUGAUGGUUCAAAAGUACGGGUUGUGAUGGGGCUGCCAGGAGCAUAUAGCGAGGCUGCAGCACUGAAAGCAUACCCCAAGUGUGAACCUGUUCCAUGUGACCAGUUUGAAGAAGCAUUCAAGGCUGUUGAAUUGUGGUUAGUGGAUAAAGCAGUUAUUCCCAUCGAGAAUUCUGUUGGUGGGAGCAUCCACCGUAAUUACGAUUUGCUUCUUCGACAUAGGCUGCACAUAGUCGGGGAGGUGCAGAUGCAAGUUAACCAUUGCCUUUUAGGGUUACCUGGCGUAAGAAAAGAGGAGAUAAAAAAUGUUUUGAGCCAUCCUAUGGCUCUUGCUCAAUGUGACAUGGCGCUAAAUGAAUUAGGUGUUCUCAGCAUUAGUGCUCAUGAUACUGCUGGUGCUGCUCAGAUGGUGUCAUCAACUGGCCUAAGAGAGUCUGGAGCCAUUGCUAGCGCCAGAGCUGCAGAAAUUUAUGGGCUUGAGAUUCUUGCUGAAAAUAUCCAGGAUGAUGACAAUAAUAUUACCCGUUUCCUGAUGCUUGGAAGAGAACCUGUAAUUCCUGGAACUGAUAGGCCCUAUAAGACAAGCAUUGUUUUUACUCUAGAAGAAGGUCCUGGUGAACUUUUCAAAGCUUUAUCGGUCUUUGCUAUGAGGAGCAUUAAUUUGUCUAAGAUUGAGAGUCGCCCACAGAAACAGCAUCCAUUAAGGGUUGUUGAUUAUUCUAAUGAAGGGAGCACCAAGUAUUUUGACUACCUGUUCUUCAUCGACUUUGAAGCUUCAAUGGCAGAGCUUCGUGCCCAAUAUGCUUUAGGACAUCUACAGGAAUUUGCAAGAUUUCUACGUGUUCUUGGUAGCUACCCGAUGGAUACGGUUCUAUAGAAGAAGCUCUGUGGAGUCAGUUUCAGUUGGAUGGCCAAAUUCUUCUUGUGUAUAGAAUUGAUCCUACAGAAGCCAAUGCUAAAAGAGGUUCAACUUGGCUUCUUUCUGAAUAGGAAGGACGAAAUUCUCUCCAAUGGUCUCACUCUAUUUUUCUGUCAUGAUUCUUUUCAUCUCCUACUGGGGUGAGGUUUAAGAUAUCAUGAUUUUUUUAUUUUUUUUUAUAUAACCCAAAAAAGGGACAACACUGGGGCCGCCCUAUGGUACAGUCGUUUUCUGUUUUUAUUCGUUUCGUUUGUUGGUCCUGUUUAGGAGGGAGUUAGAUAGAUAGAUAGAUAGAUAGAUACCUGUUCUUAUCAACGGUUUACUCAAAGUCCUCUAAUAUAAAUAAGGAACGAAGUAACUUAUCAUCAGUGUUCACGUGUUUAGUGGCACAAAAAUGCUCAAAUAAAGUGCUUACUGCCCCACUUUUGAUA
This is a messenger RNA of Juglans regia (Persian walnut), 1958 nucleotides long. RefSeq names its product arogenate dehydratase/prephenate dehydratase 1, chloroplastic-like. NCBI's taxonomy places the organism in Eukaryota, Viridiplantae, Streptophyta, Magnoliopsida, Fagales, Juglandaceae. The record is from RefSeq and is a predicted model, not a curated record. The transcript has 11 exons. Gene Ontology annotation, molecular function: arogenate dehydratase activity; prephenate dehydratase activity. Gene Ontology annotation, cellular component: cytoplasm; chloroplast. Gene Ontology annotation, biological process: L-phenylalanine biosynthetic process. The coding region runs from base 286 to 1485 and encodes 399 amino acids.